Chaetomium strumarium is the source of this 1827-nucleotide messenger RNA. RefSeq names its product glycosyl hydrolase family 61-domain-containing protein. Bases 472 to 1404 code for a protein of 310 amino acids. The record is from RefSeq and is a predicted model, not a curated record. Lineage: Eukaryota; Fungi; Ascomycota; Sordariomycetes; Sordariales; Chaetomiaceae. The transcript has a single exon.
GCCAACAAGUAGGUAUAGUUACACUCUGAAUCGCAACCGAGAUUUCGCUUGUUUGGUGUUUGCAAACUGCGGAGCCUCGAGGAUGUCCUGUGCCUCACUGCCGUGGACACGAGGCUUGGCCAUCGACUUGGCGGCUGUUAGCUAACCUUCGACUAAGCAGAUCAUCUAUCACCCCCAUGCAUAGCCGAGGGAUUGGGACGAGGCUGUCUGGUGAGUUGUUCGAGCUAUAAGAACCCGUUGAUUCCUGUUGUCGAAGGCUUUCAAUAUGCUCUCUCCAGCACCAUCUUACUCUCUUUUUUUCGCGCGUCUGCGGCCGGCUGCCCUUCCUUUCGCUCUAAGAGAAUAUUCUGUUCCAUUCGUUUUGACCUGGCGACUUGACGUCCGCUACCAAUCCUUUUUCUCUCUCGCAAACCGCGCCUCGAACGACUCGCAUCGACGAUCCCGGAUCCUCCUCGGCUCCCAACUUCCAACAUGAAGACUUCUGCUGCUCUCGCCGCCAUCCUCGGCCUCGUCUCGAGCGCCAGCGCUCACUACACCUUCGACAAGCUCCAGCUCAACGACAAGCAGGUUGGCGGGGACAACACCUUCAUCCGGAAGCACAGCAAUGGCUACAUGCCCAUCAAGUUCAACAAGAUCCCCCAGGGCUCCAUCAGCCCGCUUGAUGCCGACUUUUCCUGCAACAAGGGCGCGACCGGUGCGCCCCAGGUCAUUACCGUCAAGGCCGGCGACAAGAUCGGCCUCCGCCAGGCCUUCGGCGCCAAUGGCAUUCAGCACCCGGGCCCCUCGCAGAUCUACAUCGCGCCGGUCAGCAACGCGAAGACGGACAAGGGCAGCGACUGGUACAAGAUCCACCAGUCCCUGAUCUGCAAGCAGGGCUCGCCCGAGAGCCUCCGCACCGACGCCUGGUGCAGCUGGAACGAGAACAACGUCUGGGGCAUCAUCCCGGCCACCAUCCCCAACGGCCAGUACCUUCUGCGGGCGGAGCACAUCGGCCUCCACGGCGCCCACGACGGCCAGGCCGAGUUCUACGUCUCGUGCGCCCAGAUCGAGGUCACGGGCAACACGGCCACCAGCAUGCCCGGAAAGGCCGUCAAGUUCCCCGGCGCCUACCAGCCCCGCGACGCCCCGCUCAACUUCAGCGUCUGGGGGCGUAGCACUGCGUACCCGGUCGCCCCCGGCCCGGACGUCAUCCCCGGCGGCACCAUCCGCGGCUCCGCGAACGGCGCUGGCGGCGACAAGCUCCAGACCGUCGGCGGUGGUUCCGGCUCCCAGAGCACCGGUGGCGGCAACGCCCCUGCUGCCUCGUCCCCUGCUCCCUCGUCCCCUGCUUGCAACCGCGCGUUCCCCCGUCGUGCUGCCGCCGACCUGGCUGCCCGAAUGGACGCCGAACAAUCCGAGCAGUAAAAAGGAGAUGUGGUGUUCUUUUCACUCGUGUGUCGGUCCCGUCAUACGCCUGGCUUCACCAAUGACGACUCUGCUGGGGUCAGGAAGGGGAUGAGGUUUGCAUUUUCAUAUGAAAAAGGGUCUAGCAAACAGCGAGAGUCAUUGUCUAUGUUAGGUUUUUCUCAGUCCUGCUAGCAGGAUUUCACUGUAUAUACGGUGUUUGGUCGCAAACAGUUCGCUUCUCAGUUGUGUAAAUUAGUUGACUCACGUAUAUACUACCACACUUUUCGCGCGCUGUUUGGCGGUGUCCAAAACUUGAAUUCGGACCGAGCAUCAUUCUAUGAGAUCGAGACGUGGAAGACCAAACAGUCAGAAAAACUCAAGGUCUGAUGAUGAAGGCUGAUUGAUUGAAUGGUCAAAACGCGAUUGAAUUCAUGCAUCCCU